Messenger RNA from Gossypium arboreum, 743 nucleotides. RefSeq lists its product as uncharacterized. Lineage: Eukaryota; Viridiplantae; Streptophyta; Magnoliopsida; Malvales; Malvaceae. The transcript has 3 exons. Bases 58 to 531 code for a protein of 157 amino acids. The record is from RefSeq and is a predicted model, not a curated record. Gene Ontology annotation, molecular function: fatty acyl-CoA hydrolase activity.
AAAUUCACACACGUCAAAAUGAAAAAGAACAAAUAAAAAUAAAAAAUUCCGAAAGAUAUGGCAGAUGAUAAACCAACCCUGGAGCCACUCCUCGAAUGGUUUGAGGCUCUCAUUGAAGGAACCAUCGGCCAGGAGUUGGAAACCCGAGCUCUCCAAGGACUGAUCAUAACGAAAGCUGAAAAGGGAUUCAUACGAACUGAGUUCACCAUCCCAAGCCUCGCCGCUGAUGUUGAUGGGAAUUGGCAUGGCGGAGCUAUUGCAACCUUGAUGGAUAUCGUGGGAGCUAUUGCUAUUUAUUCUGUUUUAGAUCAUCCUGCGAAAUCGGUGGAUUUCAGCAUUUCGUAUUAUUCAACUGCUAAGAUUGAAGAAGAAGUGGAGAUAGAGGCAAAGGUGAUAGCGGAGAAGGGAAAACUUUCACUGGUGGUGGUGGAAAUCAGAAGAAAACGAAACGGGGAGCUAAUUGCUUUGGGUAAACAAUGGAUGGCCACAACUAAAGAUAGCAUUAACGCAGCCCAACUGAGUAAGCUUUGAAACUUAGGUUUAUCUAAGCUGGAUUCGAAAUUUUUGCUCUUAUGAUCAAAUGAGGGCAUUCAUAUAGACAAAUUGCCUGUCAUUUGAAAUGCUUUUUCUGGGUUUUGGAGCUCUGAUGAGACCUAAUUACAAUAGUAGCAAUUCAAUAAAAAGCAAUGCCAUGUAUCUAUGCCAUUUAUCAUUUUGACAACUUUAAGUUUUUUAGUCCAAAA